GUCUGGAGGUACUGUUGUAAAAUGGCGCCCAGCGAAAUAUAAGUAGUCAAGAAAAAGAAAACAAUUUUGCCUCCAGCUAUAAAGGAAAUUGUAAAAAGAGGGAACCUAAUCUACAAGGACAGACAACAUUAAACAUUUUCUUGCUUGACGAAAAGAGAGUUGGCGGCCCCAGAUUCAGCACCGUUGAGGAGGAAGAGAGGUAGCUAAUGCUAUCGAGCCUGCAACCCUUUCCCUGCUAGCGGCGCAGCUAACACAAAACACACUUCUCUUUUAAAGAAGUGUUGGCAGCAAUGAAUAAUUCCCUGGAUGGCUCAAGCUCCUAUGAGGAGCUCGUGCGGCAGAAAGCUCGGAGUAUCCCCCAGCAUCGUAUGAAGGAGUUCCUAGAGUCCUUGGCCAGUAAGGGUCCAGAUGCACUGCAGGAGUUUAGCCAGCAAAGUGGAGAUGUUACAACCACCACUACGACGAUGGUGUACCAGCAAGAGGCGAAUUGCAUCUACACAGACAGCACUGAAGUGGCAGGGUCGCUUCUGGAACUAGCUUGUCCGGUAAGUCUGAUGGCUACGGCACAUAUUUUAACCUCAUGGGUGGGGGGUGCUUAUGCUUUCAGAUCUGAGCUCUCUGUUUUUGUACAGGUUCAGGUCCAAGUUCAGCCACAGCAGAUCCAAGAGUCAACAACUCAGCAGAAUGCAGAGCAUCAGAUUGUACAGGUGCAGAUUCAGGGUCAGCAACCAGGGCAGAUGCUGGGUCAGGUCCUCCAAGUUCCCUCUGGCUCCCAUCAGCAGCUUCAAGGUGUGACGACAGCACAGCUGAUUCAGCAAGGAGAUCUCACUGAGGAGCAGCACCAACAGCUCCAAGCCCAGUUGGUGGCAGCUGUUGCAGGGGGACAACAGAUCCAAAUUCAAACAGUGGGGGCCCUUUCCCCCACUCAGCAACAAGACAAUGUUGAGAGGAGGGCUCUGGGCACCACAUCCCAAGGCGGAAGUGUCCUCCAGCCUGCCAAGAAACGAAAGGUGGACAUGCCCAUUACUGUAUCUUAUGCCCUACCUGGUCAGCAGGUGGCGACAGUCCUAGCUAUCCCACAAGGACAGGGACAACAGCAGAGUUAUGUCUCCCUGCGGCCAGACCUCCUAACAGUGGACAGUUCUCACCUUUAUAGUGCUACAGGCACUAUCACUAGUCCCACAGGGGAGACCUGGACCAUUCCUGUAUAUUCUGCUCCUGCGGGGCCCGGAGGUCGGGAGCAGGUCACACACAUUGCCAUCCCCCAGGAAGCCUAUGGAACUGUGCAGGUCGCCGGGGCCAAUACUACAACCAUGAACACAAUGCCAACACAAGUCACUGUUGAAAAUGACAAGUUGAAAAACUCUUCUAGUCAAAGUCAGACAGCUCAGGCGGUUUCCAGCAUAACAAGCGCCGGAGGAUUGGGUGGGCAAGAAGAAGUGGUGCACACAUUGGCUGCCAACACACUCUUCCCUGCUCAACUGAUGAAUGGAAAUAUCCACAUCCCAGUCGCAGUACAGGGCUACUCCAACACUACGCAGUCACUCAUCUGGGACCCACAGCAGCAGGUGCUUCAUGCACAGGGACUAAGUGGGCAGGAUGGACAGCAGAUACAGGCUCAGACAGUGGUUGCAGAGGUAGAUGGCCAGCAGCAAGUGCAAGUUCAGGAACUUUUGCUUCCCACCACCCUGAAACCAGAGGAGGGGCUGGAAAUGUGGUGUGCCUGGGCUCAGCGCAAAAACGGAGAAUUGGACAAAUCUGAUAAAACCACACUGGCUCCAAUUGGCCGACGCCAGGCGCUGCGUUUCCAGGAAGAUUUGGUGUCGUGUGCUGUAGCUGAGCUCUGCAUGGGUCUUUCUCUCAUGACCACAGAGGCCCGUGGCCUUGAAGGAGAGCCCUAUGAAGCUGACGUACUUUACUAUGUAUUUCUGUGCAUACAAAAGUAUCUGUUUGAUAAUGGUCGCGUGGAUGACAUCUUUUCAGACCAGUACUACACUCGCUUUGCUCAAAGUUUGCACCAGAUUCUCCAACCCUGGACGCCGUCUGUUCAUCCACUUGGCUAUAUAAUCUCCAGUCAUGUGACGGAGGAGAUGCUGUGGGAAUGUAAACAACUUGGGGCUCAUUCCCCAUCAACUUUGCUUACAACUCUGAUGUUCUUCAACACUAAGUAUUUUCAUCUGAAGACAAUUGAUCAGCAUCUAAAGGUUGCCUUUUCGAAAGUGCUAAGACACACCAGGAAGAGUCCCAAUAAUCCCAAAGACAAGAGCACCAGCAUCCGGUACCUGAAAACAACAGAAAGGUUCAUAGGACAGAAAGGUAAGAGACACCUACCUGGAUUAGUUAAAUGUGCUCACCAAGCCUCGUUUUUAAAGACUAGUAACAAUGUUGCUGUUUGUUUAGUCACAGAUGAUAUGUACUCAGAGCAGCUGGAAGAUCCGGAAAAUCCUCUGCGAUGCCCCAUCAAGCUGUAUGAUUUCUACCUCUUCAAAUGUCCACAGAGCGCCAAAGGACGUAACGACACCUUCUACCUGACUCCGGAGUCCGUUGUGGCUCCAAACAGCCCCAUUUGGUACUCAACUCAGCCUAUCCCAAAAGAGGAGUUGGAGCAGAUGCUGACCCGCAUCCUCGUUAUCCGUGAAAUCCAGGAAACCAUCAACAUGUCGGAGACUGUACACUAAUUGGAUCGAAGGAGAAGGCCACAUGAACUAGACGGCUCCUUUUUCUUCACCCAGCCUUUGGUUGCUCAUUUAUAGUCGUUUUCUAUUCCCUCACAUUCUCUCACUGGCAUGUAUAUGUGCAUAUUCAUUAUGUCUGCAUACACACUAUCUUGUACAUGAGAAAUGAACAUACAAUAAGUAGAAGCAAUUAUUUCUCUUAUUCAAAGGAAUUCUUAAACUACUCUGGUGUUUUCUUCCUUUUUGUUUGGCCAAAGGAUGAUUGGACCUGAUCUCUCAGUUAUAAUUUUGUUUAUUUUAACUGUGGGUCUUUUUAUUACUCUCUAUCAAUUGUUUAGAUGCUCUCCAGAAACAAAACUGUAAUAUAUUUGCUGCUUUUCGUGGACUUCUUUCCAUCUAUCUUUGUUCCUGCGUCUCGCAAUGAAUACAUUGGCGGUAUUAA
Messenger RNA from Phycodurus eques (leafy seadragon), 3117 nucleotides. Its product is annotated as transcriptional regulator QRICH1-like. Bases 291 to 2678 code for a protein of 795 amino acids. Lineage: Eukaryota; Metazoa; Chordata; Actinopteri; Syngnathiformes; Syngnathidae. The record is from RefSeq and is a predicted model, not a curated record. The transcript is spliced from 10 exons.